This is a messenger RNA of Entelurus aequoreus (snake pipefish), 4844 nucleotides long. RefSeq names its product zinc finger, FYVE domain containing 28 (gene zfyve28). Gene Ontology annotation, cellular component: early endosome membrane. Lineage: Eukaryota; Metazoa; Chordata; Actinopteri; Syngnathiformes; Syngnathidae. The record is from RefSeq and is a predicted model, not a curated record. Gene Ontology annotation, molecular function: metal ion binding. The coding region runs from base 317 to 3337 and encodes 1006 amino acids. The transcript is spliced from 14 exons. Gene Ontology annotation, biological process: negative regulation of epidermal growth factor-activated receptor activity.
AUGUGACUGUCAUCCAGUGGACGGCGCAGUAGUCGCUCUUCUCUUGGUUGUGCGCUCAGGACUUCGGAAGUGGUCGGACCUGGGAGACUGACAGCAAAUCUGGAAAUGUGGAAAUAACUCCGAAUAUCCUUCGUAGUCUAUGCUUGGACAUUGUGUUGUUACCAAUAGGACAAGUUACCCUACAUUGCGUUAGUGUGGUUUUUUUUAAAACUGUAGCCACCGCUGCUAGCUAGCUUAGCAGCCGAGCAAGGCUGUUAGACAACACAGGUACCGCCGGAAAAGAUAAGACGAGUGCUCCGUACAAAGGAAGGUGGUGAUGAACCGCUUUCGAAAGUGGCUCUACAAGCCAAAGAGAACAGACCCGCAGCUUCUGGCCCAGUUCUUUUACGCCGACGAUGAGUUGAACCAGGUGGCCGCUGAGCUAGACAGUCUCGACGGCAGAAAAGACCCUCAAAGAUGUACACUACUGGUCAACCAGUUCCGCUCUUGCCAGGACAAUGUGCUCAACAUUAUCAAUCAGAUCAUGGAUGAAUGUAUCCCCUGCGACCGAGCCAACAGAGACUUCUCUGUUAAGUUCCCCGAGGAGAUUCGUCAUGACAACUUGGCAGGGCAGCUGUGGUUUGGAGCAGAGUGUUUGGCUGCAGGCUCCAUCAUCAUGAACAGGGAGAUUGAAAGUAUAGCGAUGAGACCCCUGGCGAAGGACUUGACUCAAAGCCUGGAGGAGGUACGCAACAUCACCAGAGACCAGGCCCUGCGCGACCUCAACUUUUAUACAGACCGCAUGAGGGACGCACUGCGACAUUUCGACAGCCUUUUUGCUGAGUUUGAACUUAGCUAUGUUUCAGCCAUGGUGCCUGUCAAGUCCCCCAAAGAAUACUAUGUACAGCAGGAGGUCAUCGUGCUCUUCUGUGAGACGGUGGAAAGGGCGCUGAAGCUGGGCUACCUCACACAAGACAUGAUUGAUGACUAUGAGCCUGCACUGAUGUUUACAAUUCCCAGACUAGCCAUUGUAUGCGGGCUGGUUGUGUACUCAGAGGGACCUCUCAACCUAGACCGGAGAGGGGAGGACAUAUCAGAGCUCUUUCGGCCUUUUCGUUCUUUACUGAAGAAAAUAAGAGACCUGCUGCAGACUCUGACUGACGAAGAGUUGGUAAUGCUUGAGAGGAACCUCUGCAUCUCUCAGGACGGCGAGUUGGCCACAGGCCCCGGACAGGCCACAAAGACCGCACCAGCACCUGUUGAAGAGAAUCAAUCCUCCAGCAGCCCCACAAAUGACACCUCCAUGGGGCCAAGUGAUGACAAGCAUUUGGCUGUUUUUGUCUGCCCCAGCCAGGAGGAGGAGUUGGCAGAAGUGGAAAAAGGCUGGGAGGAAGUGGAAUCUGAGAAAGGGGAGCAGGAGCAGGGCCUGCUGUGUGAGGAGGCAGAGGAAGCUGAACUUGCUUGUUCCAUGCAGUAUGACGAGGAAGAACUGGAGCAGCUCAACAUGAUGGUGUACCGUGUAGGUGACGAAAUGUCCACUCUGCUGUCGCCUCCGAGCCAGGGUCAGUCCCCAGCACACCGUCCCAACCGAGGAGAGACAGGAGGCGCCAGUGGGGCCUCCAGCAUUGAGGCUUCCCCUAUCAGGGUGCUGAGGUGCAGAGGAAGCACAGGAAUCUAUUUAGAGGAAGAAGACAGGGUCUUCUUCAUGGAAGAUGUGGACGCAGCAGGAGACAGAAUCACCUGCAUCUCAAGAGACGUUCGGAGUAGUAUUGCUUUGCCUUCUAAAGCGCCAAUGUCUGCUCCUUCUUUUCAACGGAGUCCAGGUCAGAGGGCUGACUCAGUCGGCAACGGUUGGCACUCUGAGGCACCUUCAGAGCCACCAUGUCUACAGCCAUGCAGCAAAAACACACGCUGUCUCAAUGCAAUGCGCCCACCGUGCACCUCUGCCCCCAGCUCGGCACCUCUGCCUUAUACCAAUGGCUGGGAGGUGGGCCUAGAGGGCAAUAUGAGUGAAACCGCGGAAGUCAUUGCCCAUCGUAUGGGUGGGAUGAAGCUGUCGGCCACUGUCAUUUUCAACCCCCGCUCCCCGAGCUUGACGGAGCUGGCAGUGGACAAGCUGCUGCUUCAGCGGCCAUCUCCCUCAGAGAUUGAACCCUGCGGCCACCUGGUGGCCACUCACUGCCUACUUAACUCAUGUGUUUGCUGCGGGAGCUGUGAAGACGCUCACGAUGACGCUUUCACCUCUGAGACCGCGGGGCUUGAGUUAGGCCUCGCUUUUGGAGCUGAUAAACACUGCAAGACCGCGGCCCCCGGGUCUUUCAUCCAAUCAUCUGCUUGCCGGCUGCCCCCUCGAAGCCGCGAGCCCCUCAGUAGAGGAGAACUCUGCCAGCUGUCUACCGCUUCCUCCCGCUGCUUGAAUGAGCCCCUGGAAGAGGAGGGAAGACCUCAGCUCUGUGAGAAGUGCCUGUUGGGCAUCCCUCAGCUGGAGAAUCACAAUCAGGACUGUAGCAACUGCAGAAGUGAUAAAGACUUCCCAUGCAACCAUCAGGAGACGACUGAAAACAUAGAGGCCGAAAUAGAUAGGCAAGGAGUUAAAGAAUCCAAGAGGAACAACAAAGAGGAGAGCAGGAAGGGCUCCAGCUUUCACAACUCCCCUCUCAGCUCUGUGUCAGGUAGUGACUGUGACAGUGUGUCGGUCACCACAUGUAGUCUAUCCAGCAGUGCUUACACUCCAAGCCCUGUCAGCAGCCUCACUCCAAGUUCAGGCAUGUCAGAGGACCUGGACCAUGAGGAGAUCCAGCUUGCCCUGCAAGAUGCAAAGGUGGCCGUCCGCAAUAAGAUACGUUCACGCUUCCACAGCAGCAGUGACCUUAUCCACCGCCUCUUUGUUUGUAUAUCAGGCGUUGCUGAUCAGCUGCAGACCAACUACGCCAGCGACCUACGCAGCAUCCUCAAAACGCUGUUUGAGGUCAUGGCGACCAAGUGUGAGCAGGGAGACAAUGGUAACCAAAAGAAAGCAGGUCCUGUUGUGCGAAGUGCUGUACUUGAAGACUGUGCCCUCUGUCAGGAGACCAUUUCCUCAUCAGAAUUGGCAGCCAAGGCCCGGGAAGGACACUUUGAAGACCCUCCGGACUGGGUUCCAGAUGAAGUGUGCAGCUUCUGUAUCGCCUGCAAAGCUCCUUUCACCGUCAUCCGCCGGAAGCAUCACUGCAGGAGCUGUGGGAAAAUCUUUUGCUCUCGCUGCUCCUCCAACUCGGCUCCAUUGCCACGUUAUGGCCAGAUGAAGCCCGUGAGGGUGUGCACACACUGCUACAUGUUUCAUGUCACACCUUUCUACAGUGACAAGGCCACUAUUUGAUGCCCUGUCAUUACUGAAAGCACAGCAAAGAAGAUGCAAAGAUGGCAAAACAUCGAUGUCAGCGUGCCUGCAAGGAGAGUCAUCAAAAUGGACGUCGGGGCAGAAAGCAAGCAACGGUCUUACCAGUUUCUGCCUUCUAAUGUUGGAAUGUUAACCAUAUUGUUGGCUCGGUAUGCACAUGUGAUUCACACACUGACAGUGGAGGUGUAAAAGACAGGACGAGGAUGCAAUCAUAGACUUUGAACUGGGAUUUUGCAGCACAACCUUAGAACAGGUCCACCUUUACAAAUACAAAUGAAAGGACUUCCUAUUCUUCAGCGAGCUUCCUACAUUUGUGCCAGAGCUCCCACGGGACUCGGAUUAGUCAAAAGAAUGUAAGUCUUAACAACUAUGUAAAUAAGGAUCAUUCUGUUAAUAACCACACUACAAUGUCUACUACAGCUGCUUUUUACACAGGAACUGGUCAGCAAUCCUCUCCAGCAGUCCAGUCGCAAAAUGAUCAUAGAUUGCUUUUCUAUUGAGAUUUUUGUCAUGCUUUUCAUGGCGAUGAAUGUUAAUUGUGUAUCACUUCUUGAAAUGGGUCAAGACUCCAACACAACGGUUUGCCUUUUUUAUGGGCUGUGCCCAUUGCUGUUAGGUGCACUACGGUAUGUUGGCCACAUGGGUGCUCCUCUGCACUGUCAUCACUGUCUGGUGUUUGAGGCCCUCUAGGGGAGAGUUGAUCUCUCAUCAACACCCAUCAGAUAUGAGUUUGACGCAGAGGCCGUCUUCCCAGGUGCUGGCCUUCAGACUACUUAAUGCUCCUUGUUUUUUUUCCUCUCCUGAUAGUGCAAUAUUGUGUUUACUAAACAUUUAGUAUAAACAACCAUUUCUUGUCUAAAAUGGUUGUAAGCCAUUUCAUAAGCUACCAAUGUUUACGCUAAAUUGAACUGCUUUGAGCUAGACAUCCUUUAUUCCAUUUGCAAUGACAAACUCACGCGCACCAUCUAUCUCCUAAUAUUAUAUUACGUUGGGUACAUUAAGAGUGGGCAUCUUGUCAUUCUGCUGUGACUCAAAGCAGCUUCUCAGGCAUUACAUAAUCAGGAACACUCAGUCUUAUUGUCCACAAAAUUGAAACUCACUUUGAAAAGGUAUGUUUUUAAUUUCUUUCAUAAAGAAUCAAAAUGACAUACGGCGCUAUAUCACUUUUAUGUAUAUUCACAGGGAAUCAUGAAGUAAUUUAAUGCCGGGCUGGUAUCCUACUACUUCAGAGCUUGGUCCUAUUUUAUAAGAUGACACUACAUGUCCAUGAUGGAGCUGUGUUCAAUUUUGAACAAAAUUAUGUUGUUUAAUUUUAAAUGCAAUGUAAAAUGAAAUAAAUGACUUUUCUGGUUUAAAAAUGUUGAUCGAUCAUCUACAAGCGAUUUGGUUUGUAAUUGAUAGAAAUGUUGAGUGUCAAAUAAAGGGAAGCAACCACCACAAGUCGACAAUUGUUCACAUAAAACCCUAAUAAUAAAUAAUUAUAAAU